Messenger RNA from Trichobilharzia regenti, 765 nucleotides. The record is from the annotation of a GenBank genome assembly. Lineage: Eukaryota; Metazoa; Platyhelminthes; Trematoda; Strigeidida; Schistosomatidae.
AUGAAAACCAUUUAUAUUUGUAUUUCAAUAUUCUAUUUUUACUCUGGUUCAUAUGCUGACGUCCUGGAAAACAGCGUGAGUGGCGAGUUUCUCACAGAUUUAGCACAUCAAUCUGAUACUGAAUAUGAAUGGAUUAAUUCAUCAACUGAAACUAUAUGUGAAGAGGAAACUACUGAACAGGAUAGUAUGAUGCAGACUACAAUUGGAAACUCGGAAAACAUGAAACCGAAGAGAUCUAUUAUGAAUUUAACAGAUAUUAUUAUCCUGGAAGUACAUGCUUAUUUAACUGCAUACAUAGUAUAUGAACAAUCUUUUAUGGAAGAAGAGGCGUCAUGCAUGGAACUGAUUAAAUUUGGUGACACUGUGUGUACUUACGUAGACCACUUGUUUACAGAAGUUAUUCAAGCGUUUCCAAAUUCAGCCUAUCAACAGUGCACAUUUAAGCUAGAAAAUGUCAGCUGGUUGGAUGCAGUCCUGGAAUUAUGGUUUAACGCAUCAAGUAUCCGUCAGUGGUUGAAACAAAAUGAAUCUGUCAAUUUUUUACACCUUCUUAAAGGUGAUUUAAUUCGUGCAAUACAUGCCACACCAUAUAUGCACGGCAAUGAAUUCAAAUUGUUGGAUAACCAAUUAUCAGUACAUAAAAUAAAAUAUUUUAAAAAUGGAUCAAACAGACUUACAAGAAGUGUCAUAUUGUUGAACGUCAUAAGCAUAACUCUGUUUCACGUAUUUUGUAUCAUUUUUUUUAAACAUAUAUCAUCUCAGUAA